Molecule: messenger RNA, 3057 nt
Organism: Sinocyclocheilus anshuiensis
Lineage: Eukaryota; Metazoa; Chordata; Actinopteri; Cypriniformes; Cyprinidae
Product: E3 ubiquitin-protein ligase RNF19A-like
Exons: 9
Coding region: 201-2465 (754 amino acids)
Biological process (GO): protein ubiquitination
Molecular function (GO): zinc ion binding; ubiquitin-protein transferase activity
Source: RefSeq, a predicted model, not a curated record
UGCAUCAGCCGCAGCAGCAGGGGUCCGAGAGGGACCUUCCCUCCGCCGCCUCAUCCGUCAGUCUGCCCUCCGUACGGAAGACGCCUAAAAAACGCCGCAUCUCGCUGCGCUCUCUGUUCCGCCGGCGCUGCGGGGACCCCAAAUCCCGCAAGUCACGUGCACUGACCGCCGGAGGGGACGGCAUCGCCAGUGUGGAGAGCAUGCAGUCGGAAAUGUGCCAGCAGCAGGAUCACGCCUCGGCGCUUUCUGCACCUGGUGUGGCCUCCACCUCAUCUUCAUCUUCCUCAUCCUCAGCCUCCACCUCUGAACUGCUGGAGUGCCCGCUGUGCCUGCUGCGCCACACCAGAGACCGCUUCCCUGACAUCAUGACAUGCCACCACCGCUCUUGUGCCGACUGCCUCCGACAGUAUCUGCGCAUCGAGAUCUCUGAGAGCAGGGUCAACAUCAGCUGCCCAGAGUGCUCAGAGCGCUUCAACCCCCACGACAUCCGCAUGAUACUCAACGACCGUGUGCUCAUGGAGAAAUAUGAGGAGUUCAUGCUGCGUCGCUGGCUGGUGGCCGACCCUGACUGCCGCUGGUGCCCUGCUCCAGACUGCGGGUAUGCAGUCAUUGCCUUCGGUUGUGCCAGCUGUCCAAAGAUUACCUGUGGUCGUGAGGGCUGUGGGACUGAGUUCUGUUACCACUGUAAACAGCUGUGGCACCCAAAUCAGACCUGUGACGCCGCCCGACAGCAGAGAGCUCAGAGUCUCCGGCUGAGACCCUUCAGAUCAUCAUCACUCAGCUACAGCCAGGAGAGCGGCGCUGCUGCCGAUGACAUAAAGCCGUGUCCCCGCUGUGCGGCCUACAUCAUCAAGAUGAACGAUGGGAGCUGUAAUCACAUGACCUGCGCUGUGUGUGGCUGUGAGUUCUGCUGGCUGUGUAUGAAGGAGAUCUCUGACCUGCACUACUUGAGUCCUUCAGGAUGCACGUUCUGGGGUAAGAAGCCUUGGAGCAGGAAGAAGAAAAUCCUGUGGCAGUUGGGCACACUUGUGGGCGCUCCGGUUGGCAUUGCACUGAUUGCUGGCAUUGCCGUACCUGCAAUGAUCAUCGGGAUUCCUGUGUAUGUGGGCAGAAAGAUUCAUAAUCGUUAUGAGGGGAAGGACAUCUCCAAGCACAAGAGAAACCUUGUCAUAGCCGGCGGGGUGACGUUGUCAGUGAUCGUGUCUCCGGUGGUUGCUGCUGUCACUGUCGGUAUAGGAGUGCCCAUCAUGUUGGCGUACGUCUACGGUGUGGUGCCCAUCUCUCUGUGCCGCAGUGGUGGUUGCGGCGUGUCUGCGGGGAAUGGUAAAGGCGUGCGCAUUGAGUUUGAUGACGAGAACGACAUGAACGUGGGCACCGGAGCCGCUGUGACUGACACCACUUCGGUAGCAGAGACCAGGCAUAACCCCAGCAUCGGUGAGGGCAGUGUGGGGGGUCUGACGGGCAGCCUGAGUGCCAGCGGGAGCCACAUGGAGCGUAUUGGAGCAAUGAGAGACAACCUGAGCGAGAACGCCAGCACUAUGGCCCUCGCCGGGGCCAGCAUCACUGGCAGCUUGUCAGGAAGUGCCAUGGUCAACUGCUUUAACAGGUUGGAGGUUCAAGCUGAUGUUCAAAAGGAGCGUUGCAGUCUGAGCGGGGAGUCUGGCACCGUCAGUCUGGGGACAAUCAGUGACAACGCUAGUACCAAAGCAAUGGCUGGAUCCAUUCUCAACGCCUACCUGCCUCUGGACAGCAGGGAUGGGAACAGUAUGGAGGUGCAGGUGGAUGUGGAGUCCAAGCGAGGGAAGCUCAGGCACCACAGCGGCAGCAGCAGUAUGGACGACGGCAGCAGCGGAGGACACGGGGCCGACGUUUGCCCCUCCGGCUGUCCCCACGAGGGCAAAUGUGUUACCUCUCGCUGGGCCAAGGAGCCGUCCUCCACCUCCUCUUCCUCUGGCAAGAAGAGCAAAGGCAAGCUGCGCAAAAAGAGCGGCGGAACCAAGAUCAACGAGACGUGUGAAGACAUGGACGCCCAGCUGCUAGAGCGCCGCAGCACCAACUCCAGCGAGUUAGACUCGCCCUCUCUGAGCGGCAGCCUGCCGUCUGUGGCCGACUCACACUCCAGCCACUUCUCAGAGUUCAGCUGCUCUGACCUGGACGCCUGCAGACCGCCCUGCUACGAGUCUCACGUCCGACAUCCCAACACGGGCGGAGCGGUCAGCCCGCUUCCAGAGGUCGAGAAUGACCGGCUGGAGAACUGUCCCACGUCUGGGACCCUCCCACAAGCUGCGGCCGCCCCUCUGACCCCUGACGGGCCGGCAGAGCGCCCGCUAUGCUACAUUGCAGAGGAGAAUGUGAGUUUAAUAUGUGGGGCUGACGCGGGCCAGAGCUCUCCUAAAGAACGCAAUAACAACCUUCCUCAGCCGACUAGUCCUGUGCGUAACGCCUGCAUUCAAACAGAGAUAUAACCAGAUGGGUUGAGUUGACCCACAUGCUAGCUUUCACAGCUAACCUCAACACCAACUUUAUUACCAAGGAUUGCACACUGAAUUGAAGAUUUUAAAGCUUGUUUCAUGGAGGUUUAAUGUCUUGGUCGGUCGAUUAUUCGAAUGUUAGAGAAGGAACGCCACUAUUUACACUGGUCAAGGGCAGGAUGCGCCUUCAGAAAGCUCGCCGUGACCAAAGGCUACCGUUUGACCGACAGUCGGUCAGUGCAGUACAGUUAGACCGAAGCUCGGAUAAGAUUCAGAAAGGCAACAGAUGAAUGUAAGGCGGGAAGUGAUGCACAGAUACUGAUGGUGAUGUAGCUGUCAAUCACACAUGCCUCAGUGUUCAGGGUCGCUGCGAUCAAGAGCCUGAGGAACGAGUGUGUGGAUGAAACGUGUCCAGCUCAUUUUCAGCCCAAAAUUAGAAGGAACGAAGAGAAAUAUCAUUCCUUGCAGACUGGAAAUGAAGCCUCUGUUUAGGACUAGUUUGAUUUGUGACAAAUUCGUGUAAAUUAAAGGGAUGGUUCACCCAAAAAUGAACAUUCUGUCAUAAUUUACCCUCAUGCCGUUUCAA